This is a messenger RNA of Rhipicephalus sanguineus (brown dog tick), 1798 nucleotides long. Its product is annotated as cytochrome P450 3A4-like. Bases 128 to 1675 code for a protein of 515 amino acids. NCBI's taxonomy places the organism in Eukaryota, Metazoa, Arthropoda, Arachnida, Ixodida, Ixodidae. The transcript is spliced from 15 exons. Gene Ontology annotation, molecular function: steroid hydroxylase activity; oxidoreductase activity, acting on paired donors, with incorporation or reduction of molecular oxygen; heme binding. The record is from RefSeq and is a predicted model, not a curated record.
AACAAUGGGCCCAGAUCACUUUCAGCCGAGUAGAUAAAAACAGGAAGGAGAAGAGGGAGGCUCUCUCGACGAGCCAUAUAUUCCUGGCUCUGCAACAACAAAUCGCCAUCGCCUUCUGGUUAUCGCCAUGAUUAGGAAGUGGGCGCUUCUCUGUUACGAUGCCUUCAGCUGGACCACGAUAUUGAUUACCGCUGCGUACGUACUCUUCAGGCUGGUCAGGUACCGUCAAAAAACUUUCAGCUACUUCAAGGAAAUAGGAAUACCGGGCCCGGAACCAAACCUUAUAUGGGGAAAUCUUGCCGAGUACCACAGGAAGGGCUUCGUGCAUGCUAUCACAGACUGGUGCGCCAAAUAUGGGGACAUAUUCGGAUUUUACAACGGCGAUCUUCCAAUGUUGGUUGUUAAGGACUUGGACUUUCUAACUUACGUAUUCGUGAAGGAGUUCAAGAACUUCACCGACAGAGGUGUCCUCAUACGAACCGACCAAGAGCAUGCCGUCCUAAGUAACAGCAUCGUACAUGCCAAAGGAGCAGAGUGGAAGAGAGCGCGAAGCUGCAUGUCGCAAGCUUUCACUUCCAACAAGCUGAGGCAUAUGAUGCAGGAUCUUGUAGAAUCAGCCGACUUGUUCAUAGAAACACUGGGAGACUUGGCAGACGCUGGACAAGAGUUGGCGAUCCACGAACCAUUACAAGGUCUUGCCAUGGACUACACCGGGCGAGCAGCUUUCGGACUCGACUGCUGCUUUCAGCGGAACCCCUCACACCCAUUCAUGCAGGCAGCACGCCAGGUCAUACACGGCGUCAUGACUGGACCCUUUCACAUGAUCGCCCAUUGCACAAGUACAUUGGGCGACAUUGUAGCCCCGAUACUCUGGCUGAACGAAAAGCUUGGCACCUUCAGCUUCAGCGUCUUCGGAGAGGAAACCAAAAGGGUCGUUGAAAUGAGACUCCGUCACCCGGAGACAAGAAGACCAGACUUGCUGCAGGUCAUGUUAGACGCAAGUGAGCGUCCAAACGGUGCUGACUCUAGGAAGAAGACAAGUAUGACUCUUCAAGAGGUCGAGCUCAACACCACUAUGACUAUGUUUGCAGGCUUCGAGACAACUUCAACGGCGAUGGCCUACGUGUCCUACGUUCUGGCUAAGUACCAGGAUGUCCAAGAAAUGGUCAGAAUGGAAGUCGCCGCGGCAAUCGAAGAAUAUGGAAAGUUGGACUACGAAGCCGUCACACAAGGGAUGAAGUACCUAAGAAGCGUUGUGGAUGAAACUUUGCGGAUGUACCCCGUAAGCAUUCUGUUUACCACAAGGCGCGCCAUCAAUGACUUCGAAUACAAUGGGGUUAAGUACAAAGCCGGCACUUCCAUCAUGGCUCCAACGAUGAAUAUUCACAUGGAUCACCGCUACUGGCUUGAGCCCCACAAGUUUGACCCCGAGAGGUUUCUCGGCGAAAACGCCGCCUACAGGGCAUCCAUCGCUUACCAACCUUUUGGUGUUGGACCGAGAACCUGCAUCGGAGAACGACUUGCAAUUUUAGCAAUUAUGUACACAGUGGCAAGAAUGGUACACACGUACAGGUUGACCCUCGGGGAAUCCCAGAAGAAGGAACUCGAGUUCCGUUUUUAUGCAGCGAUGGCUGGACCAAAACACGGCCCGUACAUUAAGUUUCAAAGGAUCUGAAGACCACAGUUUGGUUCGAACAUAUCAGGCAACAUAUUCGGCAGCCAACACAAGAGCAGCGCCUGCCAUAAAAAGGAAGAGGACACUUUCACGAAGCAGGAUAACAAAAGCCUUUAUCGCUGA